CCACCAGGAUUCUGGUGCUCCCGAGGCCGCACUGACUCUGCACCCAGCACCCAGGCCCCACAGGGGGCAUCCAGGGCCACUCCUGCCAGUCAGACUGACCCCUGCCUCGAGGGGCCUCCAGAAGCCAAUGCUGGAGGGCUCGCUGCUCCUCAAAUGCCGUCACUUCGCUAGCAGUGCUGGGACAGCUAGAGGGGCACUCCCUGCCAGAGCUCUGCUGGUCCCGGUGAGUGGACAGCCCUGCAGGGAGGGGGGCACCCUGCCAGACACCAGCUCAGUUUGGCCUGGAAGAGCCACCCCUCCAUGCCCAUCCCCAGGGGCUUGCCCCCCAGCUCAGCUGCAGCCAGGCCUCGGCCUUGGUGUUGGCGGUACGACGUCCUGAGAGAUGACCAUGGGUUGGCGGGCCUGGCUGCUGCUGCUGCUGCUGCUGCUGCUGCUUGGGUGGCCACGGCCAGGGCGGCCAGACCUACAGGACGUGGACACUGUGCUACCAGGAUACAAGAAUUCUUCGCUGCUCUCCUGGCCGUGCGGCCAGCAGACAGUCCCCACUCGCAUCAUCGGCGGCCAGGACUCGGAGCUGGGGCGCUGGCCCUGGCAGGGCAGUUUGCGUUACUGGGACACGCACAUCUGCGGGGCCAGCCUGCUCAACCGCCGCUGGGUGCUAUCUGCUGCUCACUGCUUCGAGCAGAGCAGCCACCCCUUUGACUGGUCGGUGCAGUUCGGGGAGAUCUCCUCGUCCCCAUCCUUCUUCAACCUGCAAGCCUACAACAACCGCUACCGCGUGGAGCAGAUCAUACUCAGCCCCCAGUUCCUGGGCACGGGGCCCUAUGACAUCGCCCUGCUCAAGCUGUCCUCGCCCGUCACCUACGACUCCUUUGUGCAGCCCAUCUGCGUGCUGCCCUCCACGUACCAGCUGCGCAACCAGAACAACUGCUGGAUCACGGGCUGGGGGGAGAUCGCAGAGGACACCUCCCUGCCGUACCCCUCCACCCUCCAGGAGGUGCAGGUGGGCAUGAUCAACAACUCCGUGUGCAGCCACCUGCUCUCCAUGCCCGACUUCCGCCAGGACGUCUGGGGGGACAUGGUGUGUGCCGGGGACGCUGAAGGCGGCAAGGACGCCUGCUUUGGCGACUCCGGGGGACCCCUGGUCUGCAAGACUCGCGGGCUGUGGGUGCAGGUGGGCGUAGUGAGCUGGGGCAUCGGCUGCGGCCGCCCCAACCGGCCUGGCAUCUACACCAACGUCAGCCAGCACUUCCGCUGGAUCCAGUCGUUCCUCAGCGGGAGCAGCUCAGCUGGGCAGGCCCCCUGCCUCCUACUGCUGCUCGGCUCUGUGCUCUGGCUGCUGCACCCCCAGACCUGACUCGAGGACCACCCGGUCCCGCUCCUGCCUUCCGCUCAUUACUAAUAAAGGAGGUUGCCUGUUGGAGUGGA
Erinaceus europaeus (western European hedgehog) is the source of this 1428-nucleotide messenger RNA. RefSeq names its product testisin-like. The transcript is spliced from 8 exons. Gene Ontology annotation, molecular function: serine-type endopeptidase activity. Gene Ontology annotation, biological process: proteolysis. The record is from RefSeq and is a predicted model, not a curated record. The coding region runs from base 383 to 1357 and encodes 324 amino acids. Lineage: Eukaryota; Metazoa; Chordata; Mammalia; Eulipotyphla; Erinaceidae.